AUGGCACUCGCUCAACCCGUUCAUCUCGCCCUCCUAGGAUGCGGCCACAUCGGCACCGCCCUCCUCCAAGCCCUCAUCCCAUCCAUAUCCCACUCCCAGAGCCCAAUCUCCAAGAUCACCGUCUCUCUCAACCGACCAGAAUCCCAAGCACACCUCCACAACCAAUUCUGCAGCAACAACACCACAAGCCCCAUUACCUUCCUCCUCCGUCAGAACACCACAGCCGUCCAGCAUGCAGACGCCGUCCUCUUCGCCUUCCCACCAUCGCAACUCCCCGCCGUUCUUAAAUCACCGCACAUGAAAGAAGCCCUCCACCACAAACCCAUCAUCAGCAUCCUCGCCAGAACCCCCCUCACCACCAUCCACUCUCUAAUCCAUGAUCCCCAAAACGCAGCCCCAACCCCCAAACUCCAGAUCGUCCGCGCCAUGCCCACCAUUAGCGCAAGAGCCCACGAGUCUGCGACCCUCAUCGCAGACCCCCCGGAAGGCCACCCGACCCCGGAACAAGCCACCAACCUCGCAACGCAGAUAUUUGCCACCGUCGGCAAAGUCUUCCGCGUCCCGGACGCUUCCUUCGACGCCGCGACAGGUGUCAGUGCGUUUUCGAACGCCCUCGUCACCGUCGCGGUCCGGGAGAUUUCCCGAGCGGCCAUCGCCGAAGGCGUGUCCCCGGAGCAUGCGGUGGCAGUGAGCGCCCAGUGUAUUCGUGGGGUGGGGACGCUGUUGCGGGAGGGGGCUACCCCGGAGGAGUUGCGGCAUUCGCUGUCUGCCCCGGGAAGUAUUACUGGGUUGGCGGUGGAGGGUCUGGUGGAUGGUCGGUUCGAGGCGCUGUUGGAGCCUUUGUUGGCUGCGGCGGUGAAGCGGGCUCGAGAGUAUUCUACAUGA
Molecule: messenger RNA, 885 nt
Organism: Aspergillus campestris IBT 28561
Lineage: Eukaryota; Fungi; Ascomycota; Eurotiomycetes; Eurotiales; Aspergillaceae
Product: pyrroline-5-carboxylate reductase family protein
Exons: 2
Coding region: 1-885 (294 amino acids)
Biological process (GO): L-proline biosynthetic process
Molecular function (GO): pyrroline-5-carboxylate reductase activity
Source: RefSeq, a predicted model, not a curated record